CUGGGAGGAUUUUUGGGGAAGUGCCAUUUUAAGACUUCCUCUUUAUUACUCCCCUCCCUCGCCUAGCAACGUAGCUACAGAGAGUGAGCGAGUGAGCAAGCGAGCAGAGCAAAGAGGCUCCAGACCAGAUAUAUUAGAGAGAGAGAGGGAGAGAGAGAGAGAGGGAGAGGGAGGGAAACAGACAGAGAGGCAGACAGAUACACAGGCAGAAUAAGAGAUAGGUAUGCAGAGAGAGAAACAGAGAGAAAGAGAGGGGAAAAGAAAAAGAUAGAUGGAGUGAGAGAAAAGAAGAAGUAGAGAAGUAGAGAAAGAGAUCGUGCGAGAGAGCGAGUCUCGCCUGCUGUGCUGCAGUGUGAGAGUGAGUGGUCCCGGCUGCUGCUGCUGCCCCGUAGAAAAGCAGUAAUUAAAAGAUCAGUUUACCUCGCGCUUCAACAAAGCAGCAGACGAGAGCGACUGCUAGCCGAGAGGAACUGAGAUUGGAAGGGGAAGUAGCUAAGCUCAUGUUUAGACCACACGGGGCAGACAAGCCUGUAGUAGCUUACACCGUCAGAUCGCUUUGCUCAGCUUCAUGUAGCGUCAUAGGUUAAGAGGUGUGUGUGCCUCCUCCACCUCUUUUUGUGAAUGCCUCUCACCAUGGCUAAGAGGGAGACCGGCAGCACAAGUCCAGUGGUGCGACAAAUAGACAAGCAGUUUCUGGUCUGCAGCAUCUGUCUGGAGCACUACCACAACCCUAAAGUCCUACCCUGCCUGCACACCUUCUGUGAAAGAUGCCUCCAGAACUACAUCCCCCCUCAGUCUCUGACCCUGUCCUGCCCGGUGUGCCGGCAAACGUCCAUCCUGCCUGAGAAGGGUGUAGCAGCACUGCAGAAUAACUUCUUCAUUACUAAUCUGAUGGAGGUGCUGCAGAGGGAGUCGGAGUGCUCUCAGCCCGAAGCCUGUAACGUGCUGGAGUCGGCCAGCGCUGCCACCUCCGCCCAGCCCCUCUCUUGCCCCAACCACGAGGGCAAGGUUAUGGAGUUUUACUGCGAGUCAUGUGAAACGGCAAUGUGUUUGGAGUGCACAGAGGGAGAACACCGGGAGCAUGUGACCGUUCCUUUGAAGGAUGUUCUAGAGCAGCACAAAGCAGCUCUCAAGAACCAACUGGACGCCAUUCGCACAAGGCUUCCUCAGCUGACGGCAGCCAUCGACUUGGUGAAGGAUAUAUCCAGGCAGCUCUCUGAAAGGAAGAAUGACGCCAUCUCUGAAAUCAGCAGCACCUUCGAGGAGCUGGAGCGAGCGCUGCACCAGCGCAAGAACACUCUCAUCACUGACCUGGAGAACAUCUGCAGCACAAAGCAGAAGGUGCUGCAGGCUCAGCUGGCUGCUCUGCUGCAGGGGAAGGAGAACAUCCUGAGCAGCUGCAGUUUCACUGAGCAGGCUCUGAACCACGGCAGCGCCACCGAGGUGCUACUGGUGCAGAAGCAGAUGGGCGAGCGGAUGGGGGCACUAGAGCGUCACGCGUUCCCAGAGCAGCCGCACGAGAACGGCCACCUGCAGUGCCAAGUGGAGACGGAGGGGCUGCGGCGCUCCAUCCAGAACCUGGGGGUCCUCCUGACCACCAGUGCUGUGGGACACACUAGCGUGGCUACAGGAGAGGGGCUCCGGCAUGCUGUGGUGGGACAGUCCACUACUGUCACUGUCACCACCAAGGAUAAGGCUGGUGAGCUGGUAAAGACUGGGAACGCAGCUCUAAAGGCUCAGAUCACCGGCCCAGCUGGCUCUGUCACUAAUGCUGAGGUGACAGACAAUAAGAACGGCACGUAUGAUGUGGGCUACACGCUGUGGAGUGAAGGGGAGUUCUCCUUCUCUCUGCUGCUGUACGGCCAGCCUGUACGCGGCAGCCCUUUCCGCCUUCGGGCCGUUAAACCCUGCGAUGCCCCGCAGUCCCCGGACGACGUGAAGAGGCGUGUAAAGUCCCCCGGCGGAGGGGGAGGUGGGGGACAUGUCCGGCAGAAAGCAGUGCGGAGGCCCUCCAGCAUGUACAGCACUACCAAGAAGAAGGAAAACCCCAUAGAGGACGAGCUCAUCUACAGAGUGGGGACGAGGGGGCGAGAGCGAGGAGAAUUCUCCAACCUGCAGGGCAUCUCCACCUCCAGCAACGGACGCAUAGUGGUGGCUGACAGUAAUAACCAGUGCAUACAGGUAUUUUCUAAUGACGGUCAGUUUAAGAUGAGGUUUGGAGUGAGAGGUCGUUCUCCAGGGCAGCUGCAGCGCCCCACUGGCGUCACAGUGGACAUGAACGGAGAUAUUAUUGUGGCUGACUAUGACAACAGAUGGAUCACUAUCUUCUCCUCUGAUGGCAAAUUUAAAAAUAAGAUUGGAGCGGGGCGGCUGAUGGGACCUAAAGGAGUAGCUGUGGAUAAAAAUGGCCACAUCAUAGCUGCAGACAACAAAGCCUGCUGCGUCUUCAUCUUCCAGUCCAACGGCAAACUGGUGACCAAAUUUGGAGCAAAGGGAACAUCGGACAGGCAGUUUUCAGACAAAAGUGCUCCAAACACUCCAACGGAGCCGAAACUCAGUAAAUCCGGCCCUGUCUUCAGUCCCCAUUUUGUAGCCGUGAACAACAAGAAUGAAAUCAUUGUGACAGAUUUCCACAAUCAUUCUGUUAAGGUCUAUAAUGCAGAUGGGGAGUUCCUGUUUAAAUUCGGUUCUCAUGGGGAAGGGAACGGCCAGUUCAAUGCUCCCACGGGGGUGGCAGUGGACACCAAUGGAAACAUCAUUGUUGCAGACUGGGGUAACAGUAGGAUACAGGUGUUUGACAGUUCAGGAUCCUUCCUGUCGUACAUCAACACGACAGCGGACCCGCUGUACGGCCCGCAAGGCCUGGCUCUCACCUCCGACGGUCACGUAGCCGUGGCGGACUCUGGGAACCACUGUUUCAAAGUGUACCGCUACCUGCAGUAGGAACGGGCCGCUACUGCCAGAGAAGGACGACCCAGCAAAUGUAUUGUACAGGUGCAAUGACCUUUAGCAUUUACCGUUUUAUUUUGCACACCGGAAGGGUCUCAGCCACUGAAGUAACCUUUAGGGAGACGUUAACAGCCAACCAUUUUAUUUGAGCUGAAUUGAUGCUAAUUGGACCGGAGCUUAACAUUUAUCCUGUAUUCUUUAUUGCACUGAUUUGGAUUGAUUGUGAAUUUUUGCGUAAAUCCGAAUCAGACUGCAGACCGCCAACACAAGUGAGUAAUAAUAGUCACAGUACUCUCAGCAGUGCUUGUGAGGGCAGCUACUCUUUAAGCUUUUAAAGUACUUUAUGAAGUAUUUUAUGAACGUCUUGGUUUAGCUAAAAGCCACUUGGUAUAGCCAUCAUCUUAAUGAAAUACAAAAACCCUUUCCAACGACAUGGAAGCAAAGUUCCUUAGGAGUUUACUUCACGAACGAUCAGUGAUCUAUCUUAUAAAUGUACUGUGAAAGCAAGCCAUUUCGUAUCAAACUGAUCCGACUAUUUGUGCAUUGACUCGCUGUAUAUGUUGACGCAUUUGUAUCAUAUCGUAUGUACAUUUGAUAGCUUUUUUUUGCUGUAAUAUGAGUUUGGAAAGCCUCACUCCUUCAGUAGGGUUGAGCUUAGGAUGCCCAUGGUCUUAGCUGUAAAUGUAGAAGAAGAGCAGCUUAUAGUUUUAGUGUGCGUUUGCCUUCAAAAUCUCUGCAUAUUUCUGACAAGGGUGUUAGCCAUAUCACACACCACAACAGCACAAAUUUAGAAUGUUGUCUGCUCUUUUUGAAGAGGGAAAAAAAAAUGUUAAUUUAUUUUAAUUUUGUAUUCAAUGUUAUGAUUUACGGGUUAUCUUUUCUAAUUUCCAUGUUUCUGCAAUAUCAAUACCAAUGCCUUGACAUACAUACAGCAGACGCUUUUGCAUGAAACGCUUCAGCGUAGGACGUAAACACAUUGCCAAAAUGUGAAUGAUUCAAAACAUGUACAGAAACUUUGCCUUUUAAGAAGGAAAUGUUAAAGGCUCAGCGAGAAAUCAAAUUUACACAGUUUUCCACUUACCCAAAUGUAGAUAUGCUCGGUGUCCUAUUAGGCUAAUGUCGCCUACACUGGAAAUCAAUAGUCACCCAAAUCUUUCCCGUAAAUACAUUCCCAGAACUUCUCUCAACCCACUCAGACCGUAUCUAGAUCUUCAUUAAUGCCUACAGCAGUGAUCACCAACCCUGGUCCUGGAUAUCUGUCAUCCUGCAUGGUCUUGUUCCAACCAUUCUCAAUCCAGCUAAUAAACUUCUUCAGAGGUUCUUGAUAGGCUGGAUUAGAUGCAUCAGUGUUAGAUAGUUGAAGAGCAGCAUGUUAAAUGCAGGUUGGAAGUAAACUCUGCAGGAAGGUUGAUGACCACUGGUCUAUGUAAGCGUUUUGCCAAGGAGCACUGAUGCACUGGAAAUAAAUAUGUGAGCACAAACUUAAUAUGAACUUUUUUAUACAUUCUUUUCAUUUCUCUUAUCAGUCAGAAAGGAUGUUUAAUUCAGUAAUGAGAUUUAUUCCUAGAUUGUCGAAGAUUGCCUAAACAACAUUAAGAAGUCCUUUGCAGUAAUUCGGUAUUGAUUAUGUUAUUUUCCUGUAGUUUAUUUAUAUAAUCUUGUAGUAUAUUUAUAUAAUCUGGGUUCCUGUGUUUUAUAUCAUAUUUAAUUUACACAAAGUUAAAGUCUUUCUCGGUCUGCAAGCCUGUUUGCUGGAUAGCCAGUUCUUACUGUAAAGUAAGUAAGUUAUAGAAAUGGUGUUUUUUAAUAUAAACAGCCCUGAUGCCACAAUAUUUACAGCACAUCUACAAAUUAUACAAAUUUACCCCAAUCAUACCUUCUCAAUGCUCCUUAGGCAGAUUUUCCUGUAGUAUAAGAAGGCCAUUUAGCUGUGUUUUGGUAACCUGUUUAAUGCCUGCAUGCAAAAUGCACAAUCUAGGCUUUAUUUAAAGUUGCUGUAUUGCCUAAUAGCGCUGUGCUGCAUAUAAGUAGUCAAGCCCAGUAUCGGCUUCUUCUGUGAUGCUCCUGCACAACUUGUGAUAAACUUUUUAACCCGUGGGAUAUACGUUCACUGUCUUGAGACCACAGCAAAUGCAAAAGAGGUGACUCAAACAGUCAAUCAGCAGUUUUUAACUGAUCUCCUCCUCUGACAGUUAUACAGAUUAGUUAUUUUUCAGGUCGGUUAGCUUCUUGUAGUCUCAGCUUCAGAUGAUACCGAGUGAACUGCCAACCACAACUAUCGAUGUUGCAUUCUGAUUGGCUCUCCACACGUCUGUAUAUAUGCACUUCUGUGCAGUGUUUUUUUACCAUAUAGUCAGGAAACAAGGUUUUGUUUUUCUAGCUAAAUCCUAGUCAGUGAUAGAGAACAGCUGCCCACACUGGACAUUGUAAUGAAGAAUAAACCUUUCAGGGCAGGAUAUAUUUGUGGCAUUUUCACAGUUGCCUCCUCCUACACAAAAGGCCAAAACAGCAGGCUGUGAUUGGUCAUUUUGCACAUCGCAUUUUGCAGUGAAAAGCACCAGAAUCUCUGCCGAUAUGUCUAGCUUGUGAGACUAGGCUUCUUGUGAUAUGCUCCAUGUUUUAUAGAUGUAGUAGCAGUAGGGCCAGUGACACACGUCAUUGUACAUGAUAGAAAUGAACAAAACUGCACAGUUAAGAUAACUUAAUAUAACAGCUGUUGAUUCUGUUGAUUCUACUGUGCAGGUUUGUUCAUUUCUAUCAUAUACAGUAAGACAUACAGUGCAGGAUUCUACAGUGCAAGCAAAAUGCUGCCAUUUGCUCCUUCUUUUUAAAACAAAUGUGACCAGAAUUUUUGUUUAGGAGCACCAAUGUGAGAUGCAUGCAUCACAUCACAUUCUCAAUUUCUGUUUUUUAAAUAACCUUGAAGUAUGCAUUAAUUUUCAAAAUGAAGAUAUAGACUUUUAAUAAUGGAAACAACAGAAAGCGUGAAUCUAAUUUAGCCUGCUUGACGCGCCUCACCAUGAAGGGAAGUUGGAUUCUGUGGCACAAAAAUUUUUUGACUACAAUGGCUGGCCGCUGCAUUCAGCUACACAGUGAAUGCGAUGCCCUUAAGGCAUUUAGUUAAUCUUUUCAUUUUUCAUUUUUCUUUCUUGUAUUUAACGAUUUGUUGUUGCUUAUUUCUUGUCUUAAAUAAGAAAAAAGGGACCUAAAUAACUAAUCUUUAGUUUAACAAGUUUAUUUAUAAAAUUGGUUUCUGGUCGAAACGCACGAUAACGUCACUUCUUAACUUUCUUUAGUUAAGAAAAGAGAAAGAUUGGUUUGUUUACAGUUGUGUAUAAGCUAAUAGAUAUAUUAGCAGCCAUGGUAACCUCUGCCUACAGUACAGGUCAGCAAUGUAUAUGGCAAUGUUUACAACUAUGUACAAUGUAUAAUUAAGAACACAGGCACUGAACACGUUUUGUAUUGUUUAUUUACAGUUUUCACCUGCAUGCUAAUGAGGAAGAGUGACAGUAAUUGGUCAACCUUACUACGGCUCUGUCUUCAUUGGCUGUGGUUUAGCUUGGUGUUUAGUCUGAGUUUGAGGUUUUGUUUAUAUUGUUUAUAAACCACACUUUGACAAGUCUGUGUUACCUUAAUGAAGGUGGAUUAACCUGGAUGUGGUUGAGAGGAGUUUUGAGAAUAGAUUUAUUGAAUUCUAAUGUUUAUCAGUGUUGGCCUCGUAGCCCAAGCGCUAAACUAAAGAAACAAAAUUUGGACACUAAACAAGUCUCGGCUGAUCAAUUACAACUGGGGUAAGUGGAAGACUGUGUCAGUUUGAACCUUUCCUUUAGGAAGCUAAAACUCACAAAGAUUUGUGCCAAGAAUCUGCUGAUAGUUUGAUCCACAAAGAAGGUUACUAGAAGUGUAAAUAGUUCUACUCCUAACGUUUGAUAGCUUAUCUCCAAAUCCAGCUUCUACCCAUCUGGACUAGUAUGCAUUGCUUAUUUUCUAAGUCUACUUGACUUAAGCCUAGUAUAACUCAGUAGAAAGCCAUUAAAACCACUGUUCCCUACUAGAAGCUAUAUUCAACAGGAAGUAUCAGUGAAGCAAUCCAUUCUUUAGUGUUCUUUAUUUGAGAUAACAUCCUCCUUACUCAGGCUACAUAUUUGGCAUAUAAAGGCAGACAUUUCAGUGACAUUUCAGUCAGUAUUCAGUUUGAGUUUCAACAGUUUCAGGUUCGCUUUUUAAGACCAGUCGUCUCGUAACAUGAACUUUAAAUGCUUCAGGCAAAGCAAGGCAGGGACUCAGUGGUUAAUCUCACAUUGAUCACUGAUCCAAAUAUCACUGUCUGAAAGGCAUAAUCUUUGUUAGGUAAUGCUACAUGCUACAUGACUCAAUGUCAAGGACUAAUAUCUCAUAAGUGUGCAUUCCAGAAGGUAUGGUCUCAAGAGUACCUUUUACGUAACAAAAGUCAUGCUUAAACGCAGCAUUGCCAAACAUGGACUCUUCGUGAGAAGGUCAACGCUACGACAUGCUUCUGCUGAACUUUAAACUGUGCUGUUCCACAAAUUGCUUUUCUUUCUUUGUCAGAUGCACUGAAAAUAAAAGCACACGAUUUACUCUGCUAA
Molecule: messenger RNA, 7556 nt
Organism: Colossoma macropomum (tambaqui)
Lineage: Eukaryota; Metazoa; Chordata; Actinopteri; Characiformes; Serrasalmidae
Gene: trim3a
Product: tripartite motif containing 3a
Exons: 15
Coding region: 622-2943 (773 amino acids)
Biological process (GO): protein polyubiquitination; proteasome-mediated ubiquitin-dependent protein catabolic process; negative regulation of translation
Molecular function (GO): protein binding; ubiquitin protein ligase activity; translation repressor activity
Source: RefSeq, a predicted model, not a curated record